Molecule: messenger RNA, 2380 nt
Organism: Benincasa hispida (wax gourd)
Lineage: Eukaryota; Viridiplantae; Streptophyta; Magnoliopsida; Cucurbitales; Cucurbitaceae
Source: RefSeq, a predicted model, not a curated record
GGAAAUUAUUUCAAUCAGAUGCCUGAAAAGUGAAAGGCAGUAUCGAAAUUUACACAAGGAAAACUAGAAAGAAACCCCACCAAUCAUUCUUCAACCUAUUUGAACGUGCCAGUGGCGAAUGACAAUCUGAAGAACUAUUGAAAUACUUUCCGAGGGAAGUUGAAAUCCAGAGUAAGGUUUCAACUUUUCCCGCCAUUAACAGAUGCUUAGCUUUACACAGUUUAACCAUCUUCUUCUUCUUCCUCCAACAACCCAAUUCAAAUGCCAACCUCCUUUUCCCAAACUUCAGCCCCAACCCCACUUCUCCCUUCAACUAUUUCCUCAAACAUCAUCGAUUUCUCAGUUUCUCGCCAAUCGGGCAUCUGGGUAUCGAGAAUUAUGUUUGUGCUCUUCGAAUUCCCCCGGAUUUUCUCUCUCUGAUGAGGAUUUCGAUGAUGAAUUGGACCGAUUGUUGGUGCUUUUACCUGAAGAAAUGCGGCGUAGAAUAAGGGAGCAUGAGGAGUCUCACCAACUUAUUGAAGUGGUCUUGGAUUUGGGUCGGAAACCACUGGCUCGAUUUCCUACUGGGGAUUUCGUGCUCUCGGAUUCACAAGUAACUGUUGAUGAUCUACGGCAUGCUACUUCCAAAGUUGGUGACUUUGGCAUUGACAACAGAGCCGGCAUUAGUAGAACAUUGCAUCGGAUUAGUGCCAUCAGGAAUCGGAAGGGUGUAAUUAUUGGUCUAACUUGUCGCGUGGGCCGAGCUAUAUCAGGAAGUGCUAUCUUGCUGAGGGAUUUGAUUCAAGAUGGGUCCUCUUUGUUGCUCAUUGGGCCUCCAGGGGUGGGAAAAACCACAAUUAUCAGGGAGAUAGCUAGGAUACUUGCUAAUGAUUUCAAGAAGCGUGUAAUGAUCGUGGACACCUCGAAUGAGAUUGGUGGCGAUGGUGAUAUACCUCAUGCAGGAAUUGGUAAUGCUCGUCGAAUGCAAGUUCCAGACUCUGAUAUGCAACAUAAGGUUUUAAUUGAAGCAGUUGAAAACCACAUGCCUCAAGUAAUUAUUAUAGAUGAAAUAAGCACAAAACUUGAAGCCAUGGCUGCGAGCACCAUAGCCCAACGUGGAAUUCAGUUAGUCGCAACUGCUCAUGGAGUUACAAUUGAAAAUCUGAUCAUGAAUCCUUUACUGGAGAUGCUUGUUGGAGGAAUACAGAGUGUAACUCUUGGGGAUGAGGAGGCAAGCCGGAGACGUGUUCAAAAGACUGUGCUGGAAAGAAAAGGACCUUCAACAUUUGCUUGUGGGGUAGAAAUCGUAUCGAAGACUGAGUUGAGAGUCCAUCGUAGCCUUGAAGCAACCGUUGACGCCGUUCUUUGUGGUCGUUUUCCUAACGUUGAAGUCCGAAAGAUAAAUUCUACAGAAGAGAAAGAAACUAUACAAAGUGAUACUUUCAUAUCCACUUUCUCCCAGAAUAAGGAUGAAGCUCCAGUUGGUGUAUCUGAUACGUAUUAUGAGAAAAGUGGUCAGGAGCCCAGUGAGAUAUCAUUUGAGGUCCUUCCAACUGCAGGAGAAUCAUCUGAAGAAGAUGAAGGAAAGAUUCCCCUUUAUCUGUUUGUCUAUGGGGUAUUGGAAGCAAGUGUGAUCCAAGGAUUCAAGCAGUUAAGGAUGAAUGAUGUGGCCAUCCAUUUUACUGAUAAUAUCAGUGAAGCAGAUGCCCUUUUUGCCUUGCAGUCAAAGCUUAAAAAGAAUGCUGGGAUUCAAGCUGCUGCAAAAUCUCACGACAUACCCAUUUACGUGAUUAAGACUGGUUCACUAGUGCACAUCACAAGGGCCUUAAGGGCACUAAUUAUUGACCAGGAAGACGAGGGAGAAGAUUUUGAAUCAUUGGGCAGGAUAAGAUCCUCGGAGAAGAUUGAUGCUUUGGAGGAAGCCAGAGUGGCCAUUGAGCAGAUAGUUAUUCCAAGAGAAGAGUCUGUUGAGCUCCUCCCUAGGCCACCCCACAUCCUGUCUCUUCAGAUGGACCUUAUUCGGAAGUAUCAUCUACAGUCGGAGAGGAUCGGCAUGGAGACGAACGCUCGUCUCCGAAUCUUACCCUUGAUUACUAAUGUGGGUGAGAACACGAAAACGCUAGGAAAAGCAAAUCCUACUACCGAUCUCGAUGACUUCGUUGGUUCCAAUGGUGACAUAAAUGGAACUCUCUAUAGUGUGGACAGGUUACCUUUACUUCCUGAAUAGCUUUUAGAUGGCUAAAUUAAGAUUAGCCUGUAUCAUGAUUUCAAAAAAAAAAAAAAAAAAAAAAGGGAUAAGCCUGCAUCAAACAUGUAAAUAAUAGGUUACAACUACAAUUGAACGUGUUAGCAUUAUUCUCAUAACCUUGAUUUUCAUGAUUAAAUUUCUUUUGAUGUUGAA